AUGAGUUACAACAACAACAGCCAUAGCAUCAAUUGCAAAGAAAACAACAACGACGACGACAUCAAAAACGUAAACAUCACCAACAACAGCAACAAUGACAUUAGCAAUGACUUCAACAACAACAAUAGCAUCAAUCGCAGCAACAACAUCAAAAACAUUGUGAGAAAUUCCUCUUUCAGUGGCGGUCACAGUUGUGAUGACGAUGGUGAAAACAUUAAUAAUAAGAAUAAUAAUCAAGCUGACUUGAAAGGAAAUGAUGUUGAUUGUAAUGAUAAUGAUGCCUAUGACGAAGACUACGCCGUUGAAGAUGACGAUGAUGAUGACGAAGAAGAUGACGGUGAUGAUGACGAUUACGAUGACACAUCAUCAUUACCAACAUUUUCCACAUUAUCGUCAUCCUAUUUCCUCUCUUCAUCACCACAAUCUUUCUCUGAAUCAUUUUUGUCCAUACAACCAUGCAGCAGCUCCUACAACUACAACAACAACAGCUCCUACAACGACAACUUCGACUACAUCGACGACCGCAACAGCUGUCGCAUCAACUACAUCAGCAGCAAAUAG
Molecule: messenger RNA, 561 nt
Organism: Helobdella robusta
Lineage: Eukaryota; Metazoa; Annelida; Clitellata; Rhynchobdellida; Glossiphoniidae
Exons: 4
Coding region: 1-561 (186 amino acids)
Source: RefSeq, a predicted model, not a curated record